This is a messenger RNA of Brassica rapa (field mustard), 569 nucleotides long. RefSeq names its product defensin-like protein 201. Lineage: Eukaryota; Viridiplantae; Streptophyta; Magnoliopsida; Brassicales; Brassicaceae. The record is from RefSeq and is a predicted model, not a curated record.
AUGGUAUGUACAGAUUUGAAGGACUCUGAUUUAAUCAGGUCAAUGAUCCAGUCCCUUUGACCAAAGAUUAAUUAAUUACUUUCCGAAAUAAACAAUUCUUACAACAGAAAAGUUUAUGAUAUAUUUUAAACGAAAAAAUAUAUAUAUAUAUCUUAUAUCUUCCCUAUAUAUCAGUUUCACUUUCACCUAAAGGUCCCAAUAACGUUUGGAUUAGUAUUUUUCAAAAGCUGCAGAAGGAUGAGGAACCUCCAAUUUUUUGUUGUUCUUUUCAUGGCUAUCUUCAUUGUUUCAGGUGCGAAAGAGAUGCGAAUGAAUCAGGAGAAAAAAACUUGUCCCGUGUACUGGCCAAUGGUUCCAUGCGAUGCUAAAAAAUGCGAGAAGAUGUGUCUUGACUUUUACGGUCUACAGGUGUCCUCCUCUUACUGUGAUAAACCCGGAGACCCAAACGCUCAAUGUGUAUGUGUUUUUACAGACUGUUGAUAAUGCUUAAGAUAGGUUUAUCCAUUAACAGGCAUUAUCGUGUGUUUAUGUAACCCAAAAAUAAGUUAUACAACAACCGUUAAUUACUU